AAGUCUUACAAAUAUUUGGUUCAUUGCCAUAGUUGCUUGGCACAGACAGCAGAAAAUGUACAAGCUUCAGUCAUGCAUAAGUCUUCAUCUGCUUACACUAGAAUUUAAGGGGUGUGGAGUCAUCAGGAAGAAAGGAAUUCUCAAGAUAUUCAUGGCCUUGAAUUACAUCAAAAUUGUUCAUAGCCAAGAACAUUAUGAGGCUGCAGCGUCUGGGGAUAACCCAUGUUCUGAAUGCAGCAGAGGGGAAAUCAUUCAUGCAUGUGAACACUAAUGCAGAGUUCUAUGAAGGCACAGGCAUCAGAUACCAUGGCAUUAAAGCUAACGAUACACAGGAAUUUAACCUCAGUCGCUAUUUUGAGGAGGCAGCUGAUUUUAUUGAGAAAGCCCUUUCCCAGAAGGAUGGACAGGUGUUGGUGCACUGCCGGGAGGGCUACAGCCGCUCACCCACGCUGGUCAUCGCGUACCUGAUGCUGCGGCAGCGCAUGGACGUGCGGAGCGCGCUCUGCGCCGUGCGGCAGAAGCGAGAGAUCGGCCCCAAUGAUGGCUUCCUGAGGCAGCUCUGCCAGCUCAACGAGCGGCUCCUGAAGGAGGGCAAGCUCAAGCCCUAGGACACAGCACUGCAGUGUUGCUUUUUAAGUUUCUCAGACCUUUAGAGGAUGCUUUAGAGACCCAAAUUGCAACCACCAGGCUAAAGCGAAACAGAAUUCCUGCUUGUCUAGUGAACGUAUCCUUCUUGAACUCUGUGACUGUCUGUCAAGAUGGUACAAAAUUGUGUCACUGUUUGGAGCUGUUGCCAUAAAGAGAUGUUUUUAGAGUGAUAACUCCAGUGAUAACAGCUGUCUUCACACAUAUUUCAGAGCCCCUGCAGACUCCAUAGCAUACGUGGUUUGCAUUGACAUUGAAUGUGAUUCAUUUAAGCUUUGUCUUUAAUCCCACCAGAGCACCAGUUCCCAAAAGCCCCAACACAUCUCUUCACUCACUCUUAGCAGGAGCACUGUAAUUUCUAAAGCUUCUUUUUCAUGCACACAGGUGCCUAAAGUUUGAAUGUAGGAGCUUCAAGGAAUGGGAAGCAUAUAUACAAUUGCACAGAUGCAUUCACUUGGAAAAUGAAGUGCAUGCAGCAUUUCGUGUGGAUUUAUGCAAUACACAGUGUGAUAGUAAAGCCAUUCAGAGCCCAUGCUUCAUGCACACUGUGUUUCCAAGAAUAGUUUUUUAUCUCUUGCUGUUACAAUGGACGUUAAAUGGUCUAUUAUUAAAUGCUCUUUUAUUUUUAUUUUGAAAGCAUACUAGAAAAAAAUGCCAAGCGCAAAUGCUGAGGGAAGAACUUGAACAAGGAAGAAAUAUUAGUCUUUAGAAGUGCUUGUGGUGGAUGUAUAAUUAAGUCCUAAGUAUACUAAAUAUAAUGGCUUUCAAAGCUUGUAUGGAAUUACAGUGUCUUUAUCUCUUCUUUACUAUCACUGUUCAGUAACACAAAGUGGAAUGACCACACAAGCAGAUUCCUUCCAGCAGAGGUGUGCUUACAAAGCAGUUUGCAGAAGAACACUCUUGACUUCUUGGAUUGCUUGCAUGAUAUCAUUAACUAGAAAUGAGCAUUGUAAUGUACCACACUGUGUAGGAAAUAUUUACACUAUAUUCAAAUAAAUGAUGUCUUGAUGCUGUUUACUACAGAUGAAAUGAGUCAUUGCAGUGUUGGGAGAGGGAGCUUUGUUUGCACUGUGCCUGACUUGGUGUUUAAAUGUGUACCUGUGAGUUACAGCACUGUGUUAAUGCAAAUAAUCUCCCACUGCAAAAUGGGUUGGUUAAACCAUCAGAAACCAGAGUGACUGUUCCAUUCUCACCUAUGCUUUGAUGUAGUUCCAGGAUGAAACACAGUGUUUUAAACAUAAACACUGUAUUGGUAACACAUGUGAUCCCAGAUGUAGUUUUGUCUACUCAGUUUAGUAAUCAGGAAUCACAAAGGACACGCAUGCAUUGUUGUACUCCUGUUGUUGGGGUUCUGUGGUUUGGAGAUGUGGGAGUGGAGGCUCUGUACAGCAAGGUAACAUUCUUGGAGUUAAACUCCAGAGGUGAGUUUAACUUGAGCUUGAGCUCCAGUCUUACUGUUUUUCCUUCCACAGGAUGGAACUGCCACAUCAAGGAGCCUUUUCUCUGUUGUGUGCUUCAGGUGAUGGUUGAGGAACAUUCUACAUGGUAUCCCUGUCACAUCUCCAGAGUCACUCAGUAUCCAGUGCUUGCUUUGAAUCAGGAUGGUUCAGUAGUAAUAAGCUGUAGUCAAUUCCAGUAAUUACAUACCUGUCUGCUUUCUCCCACUGAUCCAUUUAAUGAGGGGUAGAUUAAUUGCUUCUUCAAAAUUCCUAGUUACUAAUUUAAUGUUAUGUGAAAUAGGAGUAGUGGCUUUAGAAAUAGGAAUAUUGGCCUUACCUUUUCUACAGUGCUGACUUUUCAUACUGCAAUCUAAUUUAUAAACUACCCUUUAAAAAUUUUUAUUUUAAACAUAGAUUUUUUUUUUUGUCUUGUCUCACACCAUGUACUCAACACCUAUUUGCACUAUAAGGAAGAAAAGGGAAAUUCAUGUGGAUGCACUUUAUCUUUCACCUGUUACUUGGAAGUCAAAAUUCCAGUCCAUGAAAGAGCUAAGAAACCAUUAGACCUUUGUUACUCUUGAGUAGAUUGUAAGAAAGCUGGAAUUUGUCAUAUUGGAACCAGAAAGGUUUAUUAAAAUUGAGUCUGUUUACUUUAUGGUGAUGUUUCUGUAUUUGUAAGCAUCAAGAAAUACUGAAAAUCAAAACAGAGGGGAAUGUGAUCUUACAUUGAAGAUAUUUUUUUGCUUCAUGGGACACUGGUGACUCUUAUGGUAACUGGCCCAUUUGUCUUGGUAGAACAAAACUGAUUUUGCAAAUGUUUUGUAAUAUGAGGGUGGAGAGGCAGAAGUAAGACAACAUAAAUUUGUUUUAAAAGUGAGACAGUAUAUCAUAUUUAAAAUUACUGAUAGGCAACUCAGCAAUGAAACCAUUUCUGCUUUUAGAGCAGACUAAAAAUAGUUAAAAUGUCAGAUCACUGCUCCAUUAAUAGAUCAUACCCUUCCUCUCAGUCUUGCUCCAACUACAGCCAUGUUGCAAGUUCCUCUGCACAUUUUAUCUGGCCAGGAAGAUCUUGUAUGCCUCUAAUCCACAAUUAUAUUCUCUGUAUUUCUAAAUUUCUCUUCCUGAUUGUAGAAGGAAAGAUUGUAUAAAACAUGGGGAUGAGAGCUUCCUUUCCAUGUAAUAUGAAAUUGAGAAUGUAUUGGAAGAAAUAGAACUUCUUAUUCCUCUGAAAUUGCUGAGCACCUGCACUUUGCUGUGAGAUCUUCCUUAAAAGAAUGCUAAUUUAGGGAGAUACAUUUUAAAAGAACUGUUUGUUGCAAACAGCAACACUCUACUUCUGAAGCUGAAACUUCCUGGCCACAGCUGAAAUAGUGUAAUCAGGAAUUACAUUAAUAUGUUUAUAUUAAUAUGAAUUGCAGUGUGGUAGAUUUUGUGUGGGUAGCGUGUGGAGAAGCGAUAUGCAUCUCUCAUGGAACAAAGAUGCCAAGUCUAGCCCAAUGAAAGAAAAUGCAACAGCUUAGGUUUUUUUGUACUUAAGAGUUAGUGAAGUUAGAGAGGAUGGGAAAAGAUGAAAAACUACUCAUAUUUUACAACAAGGAAGAAAGAUGAAAGUCCAGAUGGACAAAAUGAUGAUCCAUGUAAAAUUCACCCACUCACACUGAACUAAAUUUUUCUUAGCUGAUGAAUAAGUAUAGAAAAGAAGUCUGUAACUAAAAAUUAAGAUAGAAAGCAAAAAUAAGAUUUUGUAGUUCUUUCUUCAUCCUUUGGUCGUGCAGUGAGACUACAGCAUAGAUAGGGGUUGUACCUGGCAUGGAGCUCUGCACCACAGAUACUGCCAGAAAGACUUCAUGAGAGAAUGGUGCUCUGCUGAAAAGUGAACGUUGCAUGAAGUUAUUUCAAACUUGAAAUUAAUGGCAUCUGAAUGCAGAACUAGCAGCCACAAAACAUUGUAUUGUAAUUCCAUUUUUGGGUGUUAAGCCUGUAUUAAAAUUGGACAUCCUUUUCUAAUUAUGAUUGGUGAUGUGAGAAUUCAUCUUCUUAAAUGGCCUUGGAGGUGAAAGGCACCAUGUAUAAUAAUAAUGAAUGUUUCUGAGUUGAAAAAUUUGUGUCAAAUACAUCUUCCUCCUCCUCAGCAAAGAACAGCAGAAAGAAUAUUAGCAAUGUUUAUUUUCAUCAUUUAGAUAUUUCAUUGAGCUGCCUUCUGUUGUCCAGAACUAAUCAAAUCUCUGAUGUCAGAAGCAGAAGCAGGACUUUUUACCUUCUUUUAUUUUUUAUAUUAGCUCUGCUAGUUUACUAUGAUGUUUUUAGCACAGAGAGACUAUCUAGUGGUGUCUUUCUUAGUUUAGCACAGAAGUUUUUUUUCUAAAAUUACUUUCUGGGCUUCAGCAAUGAGUACAACUAGAAAUAGAACAAACCUGAGAGGUGUCUCUUAAGGAUUUGCUGGUGAGAAUUAGUGUCCCAUUAAUGUUUUCUGCAAACAAAUCCUGGAAAUUA
Messenger RNA from Cyanistes caeruleus (blue tit), 4577 nucleotides. The record is from RefSeq and is a predicted model, not a curated record. Lineage: Eukaryota; Metazoa; Chordata; Aves; Passeriformes; Paridae.